Molecule: messenger RNA, 2280 nt
Organism: Megalops cyprinoides (Indo-Pacific tarpon)
Lineage: Eukaryota; Metazoa; Chordata; Actinopteri; Elopiformes; Megalopidae
Product: actin-related protein 2-like
Exons: 9
Coding region: 78-1286 (402 amino acids)
Biological process (GO): Arp2/3 complex-mediated actin nucleation
Cellular component (GO): Arp2/3 protein complex; actin cortical patch
Molecular function (GO): actin filament binding
Source: RefSeq, a predicted model, not a curated record
CAGAUGCACGAGUAGGAGUCGCCUACAUUUCUGCUGAGGCGCUGUUCAUUUCUCCUCACCUUCGCUUACGGCGGACUAUGGAUAGUCAAGGCAGGAAAGUAAUCGUUUGUGACAAUGGCACAGGAUUUGUUAAGUGCGGGUAUGCUGGCUCCAAUUUCCCCGAGCACAUCUUCCCCGCCCUGGUGGGCCGGCCCAUCAUCCGCUCCUCCGCUAAAGUGGGCAACAUCGAGAUCAAGAACAACUGCAUCAGCAGCCAUAUGGACCUGAUGGUGGGGGACGAGGCGAGCGAGCUGCGGUCCCUGCUGGAGGUGUCGUACCCCAUGGAGAACGGAAUGGUGCGCAGCUGGGAGGACAUGCGGCACCUGUGGGACUACACCUUCGGCCCCCAGCGCAUGAACAUCUCCCCUCCCGAGUGCAAGAUCCUGCUCACCGAGCCCCCCAUGAACCCCGUCAAGAACCGGCAGAAGAUCAUCGAGGUCAUGUUCGAGAGCUACCAGUUCCAGGGGGUCUACAUCGCCAUCCAGGCAGUGCUCACUCUCUACGCCCAGGGUUUGCUGACGGGCGUGGUGGUGGACUCAGGGGACGGGGUGACACAUAUCUGUCCCGUGUACGAAGGCUUCGCUCUGCCCCACCUCACUCGCCGGCUGGACAUCGCAGGCCGUGACAUCACACGCUACCUCAUCAAGCUGCUGCUGCUGCGUGGCUAUGCCUUUAACCACUCUGCGGACUUUGAGACGGUGCGCAUGCUGAAGGAGAAGCUGUGCUACGUGGGCUACAACAUCGAGCAGGAGCAGAGGCUUGCCAGAGAGACCACCGUGCUGGUGGAGACGUACACGCUACCAGACGGUCGGCAGGUAAAGGUCGGGGGUGAGAGGUUUGAGGCCCCGGAGGCGCUCUUCCAGCCGCACCUGAUCAACAUCGAGGGGGUGGGCGUGGCCGAGCUUCUCUUCAACACCAUCCAGGCAGCCGACAUCGACACCCGGUCAGACUUCUACAAGCACAUUGUGCUGUCGGGGGGCACCACCAUGUACCCCGGGCUGCCAUCCCGUCUGGAGAGAGAGAUCAAGCAGCUGUAUCUGGAGAGGGUGCUGAAGGGAGACGUGGAGAAGCUCUCUAAGUUUAAGAUCCGCAUCGAGGACCCGCCACGGCGAAAGCACAUGGUAUUUCUGGGCGGGGCCGUGCUGGCCGACAUCAUGAAGGACAAGGACUCCUUCUGGAUGAGCCGCGCAGAGUACCAGGAAAAGGGGCUCGGGGUGCUGGAUAAACUGGGGGCGAGUGUUCGGUAAGGGGGUACAGCUGGCCUGGAGCCCCCCCGCUCACCCCAACAAACACAGGUACAACAAGCACCCCAUCCCAACCCCCCUUCAAACAUACAGUACUCCCACCGCCAUCGCUACAUACUAAAUGCUAUAUCCACAUUCUCUCUCAGACUCUGACAGACACACACACACAAAUCCUGACCUUAAGAGCCAGGUACAGCACAGUCCCUGGGUCACCUGUCUCUCUGCUGUCUGCCUGUCUGUUCAUCAUCUCAGAAAUUAGGUACAUGAGAGCGGAUGGGAGAGCUUUUACAGGUGUCUGUCUCACCGUGGUGCAGAUUCCAUACCAGCUCAACUCUUUUUGCAGCUUUUUUGUACAGUGAAUAGGUUAAAUGAAUCAUCACAAUGAGACUAUAAUACUGCUAUAUUGUGGGAAAAGGGACAUGUAUUUGUCAGUAGAGAUGAUAGGAAAGAUGUCUGCUGCCAAAGCAACACUGAACUGAGCAUAAGCAGACAGUGAGUGAGCGGGGAGGGCAGGUUCGGCCAAAGGCCCUGCCCAUUUUCACUGGUAACAGAACAGGACUGUGGUUCAUGCAAAGGCCGGAAGCACAUGCUAGCUGGAUUCGGUCAGCGCUCCUCUCUCAGGUAAACAGUGGACCGUUUGGAAUCCAGAUGUGCCUACCUGCCAGCUGCAGAAUCAUGUGACGGUCAGCAUCUGGAGCCAUUUAUAAUUACACUGACACUGACCAGUCUAGCACCUGUGUGUUCAAUAACUUUCUCUGAAUCGCACCUGUGAUUACAGUAGUGUUGUGAGUCUAUGGAAAUGGAGAGUAACUUGCAUUAUAUGAUAAAUGGCAACUAAUCUUGACCCCAAGGCUGGACCAAAUGGAAAAAUACCACAAUAAAAAUGGUGUCUUAUUAAUGUUGGUGUUAUGGUUAAAUAUUUUCCAAUGAGAUUCAGUUUUUCUUCUUUUUCUUCUUUAUUUUUAUUUUCUCUGGAUAUCUAGCUAUUCAACACAAA